AUGUGGCAAAAGCAAUUACGCGACGACGAAACUGCAACUAAGGGUCAGGAAUUCUCAUUUCAUACUCUUUUGGAAGUUUAUAAAUUAAUCGAUCUAACUCCAAGCGAAGUUGAAGAAUUAGUUGAUGAAUGGAGAUAA
Scutellospora calospora is the source of this 138-nucleotide messenger RNA. Lineage: Eukaryota; Fungi; Glomeromycota; Glomeromycetes; Diversisporales; Gigasporaceae. The record is from the annotation of a GenBank genome assembly.